Molecule: messenger RNA, 1209 nt
Organism: Trichomonas vaginalis G3
Lineage: Eukaryota; Parabasalia; Trichomonadida; Trichomonadidae
Product: lectin leg-like domain-containing protein
Exons: 1
Coding region: 1-1209 (402 amino acids)
Biological process (GO): endoplasmic reticulum organization; endoplasmic reticulum to Golgi vesicle-mediated transport; Golgi organization
Cellular component (GO): endoplasmic reticulum-Golgi intermediate compartment; COPII-coated ER to Golgi transport vesicle; endoplasmic reticulum membrane
Molecular function (GO): D-mannose binding
Source: RefSeq, a predicted model, not a curated record
AUGUUUCUUUAUUCUCUUUUUUUAGCAGCAACAGAUUCAGAAUAUCAACUCUCAGUACCAUUCUUGAGAACCCUUCCUGGUGAGAUUGGAAAUUGGACACUUCGUGGCCAGGCUGUGGCACAAAAAAGAGUUAUCCACCUCACUACUGCAAUACCUUCUGUUUUUGGUGGCAUUUGUUCGAGAACACCAACGAAUGCCAAAGAUUGGUCUACAAAUCUCGAUUUUUCACUCGACCAAGAUGAAUUUUAUAUAACUCUCAGUAGAAACGUAUGCCCUGAUCCGCAAUCAUGGUUCAGCGGUAUGAACAUCACAUUUGUUCCUUUAGAAAAUGGAUCUGUUUCAUUUUCAGUCAAAGGAAACGAAGUUAUUCCUCCACGCACAAAUAUCAUAGACAAUUUCAACUUCUCGAAACAGCAUACCGUUCAAAUUGUCAAAAAAGGUAGAAAUAUCGAAAUAUCAUACGAAAAUGAACUUCAAUUUAAUGUUUCAACAUUUGGAGCUUAUGAUCAAACAUAUUUUUCAUUUUUCGCGCAAUCCCCUGUUAAAUGCAAUCGAUGCAUAACAAAUAUUCACGGAUUUACAUACAUUCCUACAUCAGAAAGAAGAAAAAUUGACGAAUCAUUAGAUCAAAGGAACAGAAAGGCCUUACGCACUACAGCGAAUAAAAGAGAGACAAUGAAAAUGAUGAGAAGAGCUGUGAUGCAGGUUGUUUCUCAAUACAUUGAAGAAGCUCUCGGAAAUGAUGAUAAUUUUACCGGCCAAAGUGUUCAAUUAAAGGAUUCUCUGGCAGAAAUCAAAGAAACUAUACUCAGAGCUAACCAUACUGUGUCGUCAAAGCAAUUAAAGCAGUUAAUUGAUGAAAAAAUCUCUCCUGUUUUAGAAAAGUCAUAUCACAGGUUCGAAAAUGUCGCAAACGCAAUGUUUUCGACCAAAAUGGAUAUGGUCAACAUAUGGAGAGACACAGGAAACCAACUUCGCCAAAUUAGAUCAGAUUUGAGCUUGAAUUGCGUUCAAAUCGAAAAUGAAGCGAGAAAAUAUAUCUUCCAGGUAUUCAAACUCGCUCCUGAAGAGUUUCAUGAGGAUAAUCAUGAAAAUGAAAAAGAAAAUUUAUCUUUUUAUCUCGGAAUCAUUUGUUUAAUAGAAUUUAUUGCUUAUUGCAUCUUUUUCCUUAGAUAUCACUUUGUUGUUUUAUCAAAGAAACGCGAAUAA